GAGGGAGGGUGUUAGUGAGUGGUGGAGUGCAGUCAGGGUCAGUGAGAGAGUGUAGAGAGGAUGAGGGUGAUCAGGCUGAGCUCUCCAGGUGGUACGGGCAGGUUCCCUGAGGCUGUGGUGUGUGUGUGUGUAUGUGUGUGUGUGAGUGUGUGUGUUCUCCCACUAAGUUUCUGCUUCAAUGUGGACUCUCGCUUUGCUCUGCUCAAACAGUCCCCAAACCCCGGCAGCCUGUUCGGACUCUCUGUGGCACUACACCAGCAGACCAACCCAGCCAGAUACCUAUUACUCGUAGGAGCACCAAAAGAGAGGGCGGAGCCUACCAUUUCAGCCAAUGAAACAGGAGAUAUGUUUACAUGUCCUAUUAGCACCGACCCCAGAGACUGUAGAAGAUCAAACUUAAUCACCUCAGAACCUCUGGACCCUGAUGGUAUAGUGGAGGGGAUGUGGCUGGGUGUCUCUGUGGCCAGUCAGCCACAAGGUGGACGAGUUCUGGCCUGUGGUCAUCGUUACAUCCGGAAAACCGGCGACAAAAAUAUUCUACCGAUGAUUGGGAAGUGUUUUAUCCGAGGAAAUGAUCUGAACUAUGAGCCCGAUAAGGAUUACCAGUGGCAGUAUCGAUAUGAAGUUUGCGACCCUACCACAGACCUGUUGCAGGAGGGUCUGUGCAACAUGGGCAUCUCUGCAGUCAUCACCCAGAAGGAUGUCAUAGCGGGAGCACCAGGCUGCUACAACUGGCAAGGAAAUUCAUUUGUUAUUUACCGAAAUCCAAAUGACAAGUACGAUAUUCAGAAGAUCAAGUUUCCAGACUUGCAACAGGGAAACAUCUAUAUGGGUUACUCCGUGGGGAAGGACAGUGGUGUUCUGAACGAGGCUGAGGACACAGUGGUGUCCGGUGCCCCCCGGGAUGAGUCUAAGGGCUCAGUGAUUCUGGCUAAAGAGAUAAAGAAACCUGAUGGAGUGUCUGAGCUGAGGACCCAGGUCAUCCUGAGAGGACAGCAGGUCGGGUCGUAUUUUGGAAACAGCAUCGCCAUAGUGGACAUUAAUAAUGACGGAUGGAAGGAGCUGAUAGUUGGUGCUCCAUUCUACUUUGAUCGGAGGAAAGAAGAGGGAGGAGCCGUUUACCUCUUCAUGAAUGAGAAUGGCUCAUUUCAGGACAAAACUGAUCUAUUCUUCACCGGACCCAAGCAGUCGGGGUUCGGCAUGGCUGUGGCCGCUAUUGGAGACGUUAAUCAGGACGGGUUCCAGGAUUUUGCAGUUGGUGCUCCAUAUCACAGUUCUGGCAGGGUGUACAUCUGGAUGGGAAGCAAAGAUGGACUAUCAAAGAAGCCAAGUCAGGUGAUUGAGGGAAAGGACAUUACUAAUGGUGGUUUCCAGACGUUUGGCUACUCCAUCAGUGGGGGGUUAGAUGUUGAUGAUAACAAAUAUCCGGAUAUGGUUGUGGGAUCUUUGGAUGAUCGAGUGGUGCUGCUAAGAUCUCGUCCUGUGAUCCAUCUAAAAAAAUCCUUCACUGUGACUCCGCUUAUCAUUAACCCACAGAGCUGUGACUCCUGCAUUGAGGUGAAGGUGUGUUUUUCCUACACAGUCAGCACAGGAGAUUCAAACUACAAAAAGAACAUCACUGUGAAGUUUACUGUGGAGGCUGAUCUGCUCCAGCGCUCCACACGGAGCCGAGUCCAGUUCCUUAGCAACAACAUGGAUACCUACACCGGAUACCUGUCUAUGCCUUCGUCCCAAUGUCAGAACCUCCAGCUCGCUCUGAUGACCCCAAUCCGUAACAAGGUGGCGCCAUUGUCUUUUUCUCUAAACGUUUCUCUGUACGAACCUCCUCCCGUCUCUCAACAGCAGCUGCAGAAUCUGGAUGCUUACCCUGUAAUAAGCCAGGGGGAAGCACUCACAGACAGAACAGAGAUUCACUUUGAGAAACUCUGUGGUUUGGACAACAAGUGUGAGAGCAAUCUGCAGAUGAGUGCCAUGUUCGCCAACCCUCAGCAGGAGCCCUUACCAGUUCAGGGCAGUCACCAGGUGCUGCUGUAUGACUCAAAUGUUAAAAAGGUGCAUCUCCAGGUGAACGUCUCAAACUUUCUAUCUGAUGGAAGGUUAGCUGAGGACGCUUACAACACUGUGUUGAACAUCACCAUCCCACCCUUCCUGCAGUACUCUGCAGUCCGGGGGUCAGCAGUCUUGUGUGUAGCUGAGGGGAUUGUGCUGUGUGAGCUGGGGGACCCCUUCAGGAGUGAGCAGCAGAAGGAAUUUACGAUCGAGUUUGAGACAUCAGGGAUCACUCUGGACACGCAAGAAAUUGAAGUGAUCCUGCAGCUUUCCACACUUAGUAUACAGAAUGACCUGGCUCCUCUCACUAAAGUGCUGAUGGUGGAAUAUACUCUGCAGCCUUCCAUAUUUGCAAUGCCUCACAGUGUGAGGGUGGAGUUUAGUGGGGAGGUGGUGGGGGAGUCAGCGAUGAAGAGCACUGCAGACAUUGGCAGCCCAGUGGAGUUUACCUUUACAGUGACUUUGAAUGGGAGGCCUCUGGGCUCUCUGGGUUUUCUUCAGGUUGGAUUUGAAUGGCCAUAUGAGGUGGAGAAUGAGAAGUGGCUGCUGUACCUGGCAGAGAUUCAGGUCAGAUCAGGAACAUCAGUGUCUUUUUGCAGACCAGCAGAGAACAUAGUCAACCCACUUAACUUACUGGUCUCUGAGCGUAAUUCUAUUCAAAGGAGGAGGAGAAGUGAUGAAGGCUCUGCUGUUGUCUAUCCAGAAGCUCAGGCAGCUCUGAACUCACAGAGCAUGCGGCGGAGAAGAGUCCAGCUGAGUUGUAGGUCAGGAGGAGGAGCAAAGUGUCAGACCUUCAGCUGCCCACUGCUCAACAUGACCUCCACCACUGUGCUCAUGGUGCGCGCUCGGCUGUGGAACAGCACCAUGCUGGAGGAUUACAGGGAUUCAGAAACACGUAUCGAAGUCCUGGCCACACUGCAGCUGAUCACUGAUAAACCCACCAUCAGAAUGGACAACGCCUCCUCCACCUUUUAUGUGGAAGUGGUCCCCGCAGGCCAGAAGGAGAUGCUGUAUGAAGCUCCGCUGUGGAUCAUCAUUGUGUCUGUGCUGGCUGGUGUCAUCCUGCUAGGACUCAUCAUUCUCCUUCUGUGGAAGAGUGGAUUCUUCAGACGAACUGUUUAUUUCAGAGAAAUGCUGAAACACCGGGGCGUGCGAGUGUGUAAAGAGGAGCGCUACAGCCUCAGCCAGGGUUCCCUCAUUCAGAAGAACACCAAAAAACCCUGGAUCACCAACUUGACUGAGACUCAGCUAUACUACUGACCAGAUCACCGCUAGGUCCAGCUUGGGUCUAAAGGGUUUAUUAGGUCCACUUUUUUUUAGGUCUACUGUUUUCACAGUAUCCACUGUGGCCAAGGAUUCCACAGUAACCACUGGGUCUUCUGGGCCAAUUGGGUCCACAGGAUUCACUUUGUCCAUUGGGCCAAAGGGCUAAUUAAGUUGACAAGGUCAAGGCAGCUGACAUGGCAGCUGCUGGGAUUGGUGGAUGCUGUGAACUCGGUGGACACAAGAGAAUUGAUAGAUGCUGUGGAGACGGUAGACAUUGUGGACUUGAUGGAUACUUUGGAUACAGUGGGCACUGUGCUAAAGACAGUCUGGACACUGUGAACACAGUGGUAGACAUUGUGGAUGCUUUAGAUGCUGUGGAUUAUGUGGGUGCUGCACUUCCUUAUAAACUCAGCUGGCAUUUAAAAGUAGAAAUAGAAUUUUGUAACUGUUAAAUUAACAGCACUUAAUAAAAACAACAAAUAUUAAAUGGUAUAAUAUAUUGUACUGAAACUGGUUUACAUGUUGUUAUGAUUGAUGUAUGUGUAAAGUCAGUAUCAACUCCUAGCAUUAUGUGUAAAAAUGUUUUGCAGUCAUGUUGAUCUUGCUGUAAAAUAUGUUUCCGCUCUGAAUUAAACCACUGUUAGAUGUGUUUAAGUGAACUGUUUGUGAGAUGUUUUGAAAUGCUUUUUAAUGUGUCAUCUGCUGGAUUCUGAUGACCACAGCUGAACCUGGAAGGUUGGCUUCUGCGGGUUGUUUACAGUUCCGAAAGGCUUACAAAUGUUUUUCUUUGACCUCAGAAGUUUUGUAUCCCCUGUCAAAUCCUAGAGAUUAAUUCACUUCUCAGUGCUCACCUGAGUUCAGUUGGAGAAGUGUGAGUGCUGUAUGGGUUCCUCUUUUUGACGGUAGAACUUUAUUGCUGUUCGUUGAUCUGGUAAAGAUAUAUUUAGAAAUGUAAAAUAAUAAUAAUGUCAGACAGCCACACCUCUGAGAGAAUUCCUAGUCCAGGCAAUCACAGUAGAUGUAUUAUUAUUCCUUCUCCUGAUGUUGAAAAGUGGAGUUUUUGCUCUGCGUGAAGAACCCCUCUUUAUAGUGAUUUAUUUUUAUAUUGGAGAUUUUGUAAAAGAUGUUUUACACAUUUACGGUCUAAUCUGUUUUGUUGGGGUUUCUGUGCUCAGUGUUUCCAGUCUGUAUUUAAAUAAACCCAAUAACUCUUA
Molecule: messenger RNA, 4529 nt
Organism: Astyanax mexicanus (Mexican tetra)
Lineage: Eukaryota; Metazoa; Chordata; Actinopteri; Characiformes; Acestrorhamphidae
Gene: itga3a
Product: integrin, alpha 3a
Exons: 25
Coding region: 61-3309 (1082 amino acids)
Biological process (GO): integrin-mediated signaling pathway; cell-matrix adhesion; cell-cell adhesion
Cellular component (GO): external side of plasma membrane; integrin complex
Molecular function (GO): integrin binding
Source: RefSeq, a predicted model, not a curated record